GAGUUUUUCGCGAGUGUAGCCAAUGGAAGAAAGAAAUAAUUACACAUAAAACCGACCGAGUAAAGCUCAUAGAAUCCAAAAAAUAAAAUAGCUAUUACAUAUGCGUGUAAAUUCUUUCAUGUCCAUAUAAGAGAAAUCCCGAAAAGAAAUUCUUAAUAUACACUUACAAAAGAAAGAUUUCCAAGCAUAAACCAAGGUGUGAUUUUUUUAGUGCUUUCCAAAAUGAAAUAGUUUAACAAGGACAUUUAUCAAUCAAUCUAAAGGCCACCAUUUAUCAUUCCUUGCGAUAAUAGCUAAUGUACUUCAAUAUAAACAUAAUUCUUUUGAAAGUUCUGAUUUUGUGUAAUCGUCGGGUCGCUUGUUGAUGAAUUCGGGUCGAGGAGGACAGCAACGUGCGUGAGAAGUGAAGUGUGUUUACAAUAAUCUCCAACAAUAACAAAAUAUCCAACCUCCAACCUACCUGCCAGUUUGCCUGGCAUUUUACAUUCUAUUUAACGUACAAGAGACAACAAAUCAUCAUCUCACAAUGAGUUCGCCUAUUGUUACCCGACGGGGAGCACAAAAAGCUAAAAUACAAACUAGAGCCAUGGUCAAAUCCUCAGUAGAUAAUCGAAAGCCAAAUGCUGCAUUACUCGAGGCAAAGCGGAAAGCCAAACUAUUGAAGAUGCAACAACCUACACAAAUAGAUGGAGCAAUUAAGGACAUAUUUCAAAAUGCCGUUAAUGCAAAACACAUGAUGCAAGGACCCACUGGUCUGGUAUAUGAUGAAUCUAUGUCGCAACACAGAUGCCUUUGGGAUGAUAAACAUCCAGAAUGUCCAGAAAGAUUUAUACGUGUGCUUGAUCGAUGUCGCGAAUUAAACUUGGUUGAACGUUGUCAGAUUAUACCCUCAAGACGUGCUACAAAAGACGAAAUUAUGCUUUUGCAUAGUGAUGAGCACUACAAACUGCUGGAGCAGACGUCAGGGGUUCAAGACGAUGAAAAAAUGGAAGACUUAAGUUCAAAAUAUGACUCAGUUUACAUUCAUCCGAGCACUUUUGAUUUAUCUCUACUUUCGGCGGGUUCAACUAUAGACUUGGUGGAAAAUGUUGUUACUGGUGCUGUGCAAAACGGAAUGGCAAUUAUACGACCACCAGGACAUCAUGCCAUGAAAGCUGAAUUUAAUGGCUACUGUUUUUUCAACAACGUUGCCAUUGCCACACAAUAUGCCUUGGAUGUAUUAAAAGUGAAUAAAAUUAUGAUAAUCGAUUGGGAUGUGCACCAUGGCCAGGGUACCCAAAGAUUUUUCUAUCAUGAUCCUAGGGUAUUAUAUUUUUCUAUUCAUCGCUUUGAACAUGGCACCUAUUGGCCUAAUCUAAAGGAAUCCGAUUUUGAUGCCAUAGGCUAUGGUCCUGGCUUGGGUUAUAAUUUUAACUUACCUUUGAACAAAACUGGCAUGACUAAUGGAGACUAUUUGGCCAUCUUCCAACAAAUACUAAUACCUGUGGCAUGUGAAUUCCAGCCUGAGUUGAUAAUUAUCUCUGCGGGAUAUGAUGCCGCUUUGGGUUGCCCUGAAGGCGAAAUGGAAGUAACACCUGCAUUUUAUUCGCAUCUUAUAAAUCCCUUGCUAAAGUUGGCGAAUUCACGUUUGGCCGUUGUUCUAGAGGGAGGUUAUUGCUUGGAUUCCUUGGCAGAAGGUGCUGCCUUAACAUUGAGGGCGCUUUUGGGAGAACCAUGUCCUUCUUUAGUGGAGAAAUUGGAUCCUCCCUGUCCCUCUAUACAAGAGUCAAUUCUUAAUUGCAUUUACGCUCAUCGUUCAUAUUGGAAAUGCUUGCAAGCACAAGACACAUAUACAAUGGAGGACAUAAACAAUGUCAAUCCUCAAAUCAAUUUACAUAAAGUUAGUAGGGUAUUUAUAGGGGGACCACCAUUGCCUGAACGCUUCCCCACCCGAGGUACUGGCCCCAAUAUUCCCCUGGAGGUGGUGGAGCGUAAUGCACAACGUUUGAAGAGAUUAAAAGCGGAAACAAAACUCUUUUCACCAAAAGUGCGAGUCUGCUAUGUAUACGAUGAACUAAUGUUGCAACAUGCCAAUACCUACGAAGAGGGUCAUCCUGAGCAACCUGAACGCAUAAGUAAAAUUUACGAAAUGCAUCAAGACUACAAACUAUUGGAACGCAUGCAAAAACUGCCUUCUCGCUCGGCAACGACAAAUGAAAUUUGUUUGGCCCACACACGAUCUCACCUGAAUUCUAUACGGCGCAUAGGGGAGAAGGACGAAUUGCAAAACAUGGGGGCCAAAUUCAAUUCCGUCUAUUUUCAUCCUAAGACAUUCGAGUGUGCGACUGUAGCUGCGGGCUCAGUGCUGCAGGUGGUUGACAAAGUUGUUAAGGGAGAAGCUAGAAGUGGUGUUUGCAUUGUUAGACCCCCAGGCCAUCAUGCAGAAUCAGAUGUUCCGCAUGGCUUUUGCAUAUUCAAUAAUGUGGCAAUUGCCGCCCAGUAUGCCAUCAAUGACCAUGGCUUAAACAGGGUGUUAAUUGUCGACUGGGAUGUGCAUCAUGGUAAUGGUACUCAGCAUAUAUUUGAAUCCAAUCCCCAGGUACUUUACAUAAGUGUGCAUCGGUAUGACAAUGCAACAUUUUUUCCAAAAAGUAAAGAUGGUGAUUAUGAUUCGGUGGGUAAAGGUGCUGGGGUUGGUUUCAAUGUGAACAUUCCCUGGAACAAGAAAGGGAUGGGCGAUUUGGAAUAUAUCAUGGCUUUCCAGCAUAUUAUCAUGCCAAUUGCUUAUGAAUUUGAUCCUCAAUUGGUCUUGGUAUCAGCUGGAUUUGAUGCUGCCAUAGGUGACCCCCUUGGUGGCUGUAAAGUAACACCCGAAGCUUAUGGUUUAUUCACACACUGGCUAUCGGCUUUGGCUAAUGGCCGCAUCAUAGUUUGCCUUGAGGGUGGCUACAAUGUCAAUUCCAUAUCGUAUGCCAUGACAAUGUGCACCAAAUCCUUGUUGGGUGAUCCCAUACCAUCAGUGCAAUUAAACGGCAGUCUUAUGCGUCCGCCCACAGUAGCCUAUCUCAGCUGCAUGGAAACCUUGCAAAAUUGCAUUGGAGUUCAACAUCGCUAUUGGAAAAGUCUAACCUUUGGCAAACGGCUGCCACAGGUGUCGGGAGAAAAUAACAAUGAGGAUUUUCUUUCUGCUACUUUACAAAAUUUAGAUAUUACAAGGGAUGACGUUCAAGGAGCAGCUGGUGGUUCCGGCGACUCCGGUCAGAAUAUAUCUUUAGAGGCAAGUGGCAGCAAACCGAAGGUAAAAGUCAAAACUCUAACCGAAUAUCUCACAGAGCACAUGCAGGCUUUUGAAAAUAAUGAAAUGUUUGCUGUGGUGCCAUUAAAGAAUUGUCCUCAUUUGUCCCAGUUGCAUCCCGAAGAUGCGCCAAAAUCAAUAAAUACGAGUCUACCAUGUAAUGAAUGUUCCUCGACAGCUGAAAACUGGAUGUGCCUCAGCUGUCAUAAGGUGUUGUGCGGUCGUUAUGUUAUGGAGCAUAUGAUGUUCCACAAUAUUGAAACAUCCCAUCCGCUGGCUCUAAGCUUUAGUGAUUUAUCCGUCUGGUGUUAUCCCUGCGAAUCAUAUAUUGAUAAUAGCAAAUUACACAUUUACAAAAAUCUGGCACAUUUGCAUAAGUUUGGUGAGGAAAUGCAAUGGGCCUAUGAUGAUGAUAGUCAUUCAAACCACAGACAUCCAAAUAAUGGUAGUGACAGCGACGACGAUGAUGAGGAUGAUGAGAAUAACCAUCAAGCAGGUUGCAACAGAGCAUUUGGAACGCAACAAAAUAGUUAUUACAUACAAUUGAAUACGGAUACGAAUAACUGACAUUUGCUUACUGUACUGGUCGAGACAGUACAGAAUCAUUUGUGCCUUUUGUUUCCGUCUCUGCGACCAGUUUUUCAAUUUCUUCUACAGUACAUAUGCCCCUUGGUGCAACGCCUAUGUGCAAAUAUAUUGCACUACUUUAUGGCGAAUUGAUAAUAAGACAUUAUAGUAACGUUUUAAAUGAAUUUGACUAUAAUAUCCUUUUUUUACAUGUAAGGUCCCUGACUAGCAAAUUAAGUAUGUAGUUGUUUGCUAACAACAAAACCUAACUAAUAAUAAUAUUAAUAGUAAUACCAAUAAUUAUAAUAACUGUUAUAUUGUAAAUCUAUAUGUUUCUGUUAUACUGCAUUUUCCCUCCUCUGAACAAUGAAGGCUUUGUAAAUUUUCCCUGUUGAAUUAGUAUUAUUGGAUUAAAAUUGGACUCCUCUUUCUAACUAAAAUUUUAAAAAUCAAACAGAAUUAUAUAUUUUUUUCUUAAUUUUAUUUUAAUUUUUUUUUAAAUUGUUGUUUUAUUUCAAUCUAACGACUACUGACAACAUAAUUUAGAUGGAUCCAAUUAGGUAAUAUAAAAAUAUAUAGUAGUAACUAAUAUCAUGAUUUUAAUCGUGUAGUUCGAAUGUAAAUUAAUAUAACGUAAACAAAAUUAGCAUUAAUCACUUCCAUACACAUCUAAAUGCGUACAUUCAUACCCACCCCUCAAUUUAACUGACCAUAACAUAUAAGAAUACAUAUAUUUUUUAAGUUAAAAUAUUAUCUACUAUGAUUGAUGAAAUGUAAAAUUAUAUUGUUUUUUUUUUUUUUGUUAACAUAAAACAAACAAAACCGAAGCAUUAGCAUUAUAUUGUAUAUGGACGAAUAAACAAAUCAUUACAUGUCCUAAUCGAAAA
Molecule: messenger RNA, 4728 nt
Organism: Stomoxys calcitrans (stable fly)
Lineage: Eukaryota; Metazoa; Arthropoda; Insecta; Diptera; Muscidae
Gene: HDAC6
Product: histone deacetylase 6
Exons: 11
Coding region: 527-3841 (1104 amino acids)
Biological process (GO): chromatin organization
Cellular component (GO): histone deacetylase complex
Molecular function (GO): zinc ion binding; histone deacetylase activity
Source: RefSeq, a predicted model, not a curated record